AUGAGUGGUAGUUACUCAUUGCCGUAUACUACGGACUUGGAAAACUCUGAUGAUCAGUUAAAGACAUUUAAACCACAUAAGAAGAUCUCGUUUCAAGAUGCAACGCUUCGUUUGAUUAUUAAGUACAAGAAGAUAGUUUUGUUUUUGAUUACCAUUGUUUGUCUAUCGUUAUUCACCAAUGUACCCUAUUUACCUCAUAUCAAGAUUCUGUCGCCGAAAGUUGUUAUUAUUCUAGCAGCAAACGAAGGAGGCGGUGUUCUCAAGUGGAAGUCGCCUCAGGAAUGGUCCGUGGAAAGAUCAUCUAUAGCCAAUAAGAAAAACUAUGCAAAACAACAUGGGUAUGGGUUGACUAUCAAGGAUAUGACUAUACAGAAGAGGUAUUCUCACGAAUGGAGAGAAAGUUGGGAGAAGGUGGAUAUUCUCAAACAAAGCAUGAGACAGUUCCCACAAGCCGAAUGGUUUUGGUGGUUAGACUUGCAUACCUACAUUAUGGAACCACAAAUAUCGUUGGAAGAGCAUUUCUUGAAUAAUUUGCAUAAUGCCACCUACAGAACGUUGGAGCGGUUUAAUCCCUUGGGAUUGGCAACAGACCUACCGUAUGUUGAUUAUACUCAGCCCAUCGAUAUGGUUAUCACCCAAGAUUGCGGUGGGUUUAAUUUAGGUUCAUUUUUGUUGAGACGCUCGCAAUGGUCAGAGAUGUUAUUGGACAUAUGGUGGGACCCAGCGAUGUAUGAGCAAAUGCAUAUGCAGUGGGAACACAAAGAACAAGAUGCUUUAGAAACAUUGUAUUCGACACAACCUUGGAUCAGAGAAAGAACUGCUUUUUUGCCAUUGAGAACUAUAAACGCUUUUCCACAAGGUGCUUGUGCAGAUCAAGCUGACGAUCCUCAAUAUUUCUUCCAAGAUCACGAUUUCGUUGUCAAUAUGGCUGGUUGCGAAUGGGGUAGAGAUUGUUGGGGAGAAAUGGAGCAUUACAAAGCAUUAUCGAAAAAACUACAUAAAAAAUGGUACAAGUUCUGGUAA
Lodderomyces oxycetoniae is the source of this 1023-nucleotide messenger RNA. RefSeq names its product alpha-1,6-mannosyltransferase (gene MNN10). Gene Ontology annotation, biological process: protein N-linked glycosylation. The transcript has a single exon. Gene Ontology annotation, cellular component: Golgi membrane. Lineage: Eukaryota; Fungi; Ascomycota; Pichiomycetes; Serinales; Debaryomycetaceae. Bases 1 to 1023 code for a protein of 340 amino acids. Gene Ontology annotation, molecular function: glycosyltransferase activity. The record is from RefSeq and is a predicted model, not a curated record.